AUGUGCUGGAUGGGGGUGGUGUCUGAUGAUGUUGUGACAGCGGGGCAGGCAGCGGGAGGUGAACACACUGGAGAUCUCUGGGAGAGGAGCUCCAAUGAUCUUCUCAGCAGUUUUCAUCACCCUCUGGAUCGCCUGCUUCUCGGCAUUUGUGCAGCUGGAGAACUACACGAGCAGACCACACGCAAGCACACUCCGAAUGGUACAGUUAUAAAAGUUUAUCAUGAACCUCUGAUGGAGAUGGACCAGGAGAGGUACUCAGACACGGUCAAGCCCAGGAAAUUAAAGGGAUCUCUUUCCACCACCGUCUACAGACAGAGGUAG
Molecule: messenger RNA, 321 nt
Organism: Knipowitschia caucasica
Lineage: Eukaryota; Metazoa; Chordata; Actinopteri; Gobiiformes; Gobiidae
Source: the annotation of a GenBank genome assembly